GUCCAGCGAGUUAGGCGGCGUCAAUUCCUCCGGGACCGUGGCUCUCAGGCCCCUCAAGGCGGGGCCGAACCCUCGAGAGCUGGGCCAGUCACUGCCUCUCCAGCCGUGGGGAGGCGCUCGCCCUGGGUCGCAGCCUCCGGGUCCAGACCUUGGCCCGGACACGCCGAAAACAGCUCAGACCCUCACAGACUUGGAUUCUGGUGACCGAAUCUACCGAUCCGAGCCCGCUGGGAAGCUCUGCGCAGGCGCGACAAUCGAGCGACAUCCGUCACUUACGGCCGGAGUGGUUCGUGCCGGGAGUCGGUGGCGCGGUGCUGGGCUCUUGAGAACAGACAGCUUGGGCUCGGGUAAAGAGCAAUCUUCCCUCCUUUUCCCAGUUAUUCUAGACUAGUAUCCGGGGACUGAUUUUCCGGGUCCACCAUGGAGCCAGAGCAGAUGCUGGAGGGACAGGCGCAGGUUGCAGAGAAUCCUCAUUCUGAGUACGGUUUGACAGACAACGUUGAGAGGAUAGUAGAAAAUGAGAAGAUUAAUGCAGAAAAGUCAUCAAAACAGAAGGUGGAUCUACAGUCUUUGCCAACUCGUGCCUACCUGGAUCAGACAGUUGUGCCUAUCUUGUUACAGGGACUUGCUGUGCUCGCAAAGGAAAGGACCUUGUGCUUGCGAGUUAGGCGCGGUGCCACUGAGCUACAUCCCCGGCCCUUGGUUUUGAUUGUUAUAUUUGUACAGUAAGAUUUGUGACUGUGAAAUACAUCUUGAUUCUACCACUGAGAAUUAAAAUACCACCAAAUCCCAUUGAAUUUCUAGCAUCUUAUCUUUUAAAAAACAAGGCACAAUUUGAAGAUCGAAACUGACUUACUGGAAGAACAGAAAAGUUUGGUUGCUACUGUAGAUUUAUAUGAUUAACAGGCAACUUUAAUUGCCAUAAUUUUUUCUCCUUUUUGGAAUUAUAAGAACCUUCAGGACAAAAAAAAUUAUUUCUGGAAUUGCUGAAGAGAACAUAUUUCCCCCUAUUUUGAUUUAAUUGCCAUACUUAUUUAAUGAGCAAUUUCUGUGUAGUUUUUUUUCUCAGAUUGUCUUUAACUUUGUUUUUAAAAUGACCUUCAAAAUAAAUUGUCAAAAUGCCAGUA
Messenger RNA from Heterocephalus glaber (naked mole-rat), 1127 nucleotides. It is a transcript of the gene Dpy30, whose product is annotated as dpy-30 histone methyltransferase complex regulatory subunit. Gene Ontology annotation, cellular component: Set1C/COMPASS complex. The record is from RefSeq and is a predicted model, not a curated record. NCBI's taxonomy places the organism in Eukaryota, Metazoa, Chordata, Mammalia, Rodentia, Bathyergidae.